AAUUUAGUUUAGUUUUCUUCUCACUUUCCUUUGCAAAGAGUUACAUUUCUGGCAGAUUAAAAAUGUACGAUAGCGAAUCGCCUCUAAUUGACGGUCAAUUCAGUUUCGACGAAAUUUCAAUUCGUCAUGGAUUUAUCAGAAAAGUCUAUGCAAUAUUGUCAGUUCAACUUCUAGUUACUUUAGGCUUCAUAGCUCUUUUCGUUUUUGUCGACGACAUUCGCUUGUACGUCGAAGAUCAACCAUGGAUGCUUAUAGUUGCGAUGAUUCUUACAUUCGUUCUUCUUAUCGCGCUAGUAUGCUUCGAGAGCUUGAGACGACAAACGCCGACUAAUUUUAUACUUCUCGGCUUGUUCACGUUAUGCGAAAGUUUUCUCCUCGGGGUUAUUUCCAGUCAAUACGACACUAAAAUUGUCCUCGUUGCUAUAACAGUGACGGCAAUAGUAGCGGUCUCGCUGACUAUUUUCGCGUUUCAGACCAAAAUCGACUUCACAAUCUACAGUGGGCUUAUGUUCGUUGUACUUAUUUGUCUUAUAGUGUUCGGAAUUAUAGCAAUUAUUUUCCCGAAUGACAUACUAACAGCGGUGUAUGGAUCCUUGGGAGCGUUGGUAUUUUCUGCUUAUUUGGUAAUCGAUACCCAAAUGAUGAUCGGCGGAAAACACCGAUACAGUUUGAGUCCAGAAGAGUAUAUUUUCGCCGCUAUCAAUCUCUAUCUCGACAUUAUCAAUAUUUUCUUAUAUAUUCUGACUAUUUUGAGUGCAUUGGAUCGAUAAAAUUUUUGCAUUCACUUUCAUCUCUCACUAAAAUGUGCAUCAAAAUUCUAUCAUAAAAACAGCUGAUCAUGAAAAGAAAUAGCCUUAAUUCAGCUUACUUUCUCAACAAAGUAUCAAGUAUCAAAUUUGUUAUUUUUAAAUUGGAAAUUUAUUGUAUAUUCGUCCGUCAUUGGUUACUGAGAAUGAAUUACACGUUUACUGCUGUUAUGCAUGUAUAUUCAUUUUGUUCCGUUCGGCUGAAAAGGGAAGGAGUUUUCUAUCAAAAGUCUAAAAAUGGCUUCUGAACUUGACUGAACCUUCUUAAACUCAACCUAUCAUAUAAAGCUUUCGUAGGAACUUGAGGUGAUACUAUCUUAGUAGUUUAGACUGCCUUGAAUAAAUGUACAAAUGGGUUUAUUUUAUGUAAAAAAAAGAAUUAAAUUAUGGUUG
Symsagittifera roscoffensis is the source of this 1199-nucleotide messenger RNA. Its product is annotated as protein lifeguard 1-like. The record is from RefSeq and is a predicted model, not a curated record. The coding region runs from base 63 to 770 and encodes 235 amino acids. NCBI's taxonomy places the organism in Eukaryota, Metazoa, Xenacoelomorpha, Acoela, Convolutidae. The transcript has a single exon.